CCGAGCAAUCAUGAUCAAAUUCAGUUGCCGAUUUUCCACAGAUCUAUGCAGUGUAACGGUGCAGCCGUCCAAUGGCAGGUCAAUGGAUUCUACUGCAGUGUCGCACCGAAAUACGUACAGAUGAGGGCGUGGUGAUUUUCGAAGGGAGUCCGCACAAAGCCAAGGUGCUCUAUGGCAACCUGCUGUGGACCGGUGCCCUUGCGCUCUCAAAAUUCUUUGCCACUUCUUCUGCAGCCCCGCCCGUCAAAGGACGGUCUUGUUUGGAGCUGGGUGCCGGGACUGGUGUGGUCGGUCUGACCUUGGGAUCGAUGGGUGCAGAGCCUGUGUUCAUCACUGACAAUGAACCUGAGCUGCUUCUUCUUAUGAAGAAAAAUAUUGAGGCCAACAAUCUCAGUGAUCGUGUGCAGACAUUCUGCCUUGAUUGGGCAGAUGGCAAAAGCUUUAUGCAGCAACUGCCGGAUUUGGUGGUCGCAGCAGCAACUCAGCAACGAUGAAUCAGCAACGAUGAGCAUCAAAUGCGAUUCAUCACGAAAGCUAGCACCAGCUAGCUGGAGUUGUCCUUGCUUUAGCAAGUGAGGGGCUGGAAUCCUCGGGAUCGCCGCAUCACGUGAAAACUUCAUAUGUAGGGGGGCCCCCCCCCCGUGGGUUCAACUCCCCCCUCGGACGCCUCUGGGACACCUCUCGGGCAUCUCUUAUGGCAUCCACUUUGGCUUAACUCCUCCGGGAUACGGUGCAACAGAUUCAACGAGCUCACAGGUUCGUGAACACAUCGGAUGCAUCGAACAGUGUGGCAAAGUCCAGCCACGCUUCCUUAAUUAUCGGGGACUUCAAUUCUAAGGUUGGCUGUGUCAUUGCUGUUUGUGUGUCUUACAUGUUCACAACGUUUUACCUCAUGAGCAUUUGCCUCACUCCGCUUGAUGUCCCACCAGUCCGGAUGCACCCCUGCUAGCUUUCGCCACCUACCCUCGGCCUCAAGUUGGGUUUCUUGAGCGUUGAAGAAUUCAGCUUGCUGUGUCAGGAUGUGCUAUACGAAGGCGACCCUUGUUUGCAAGGUGACACAUUUUCUUCGGAAUUGGUUCCUUCUUGCACAUUGAGAGACUUGACGUCGAGUCUUUUUGAACACACUCUAUGCUUCGUUUCACUUGCCAGGGAGGGACGCUCCAGCAUAGAUGGUGGGGAAGGGGCUGAAUGCAAGCAGUCAAUGGCAUCGAGACCAUACAAGUCCAACAAUUUUGCUUAUGAUUAUAGGAAUGUUGCAUGGCCAGGUCAUGGAUACACACAUACACUUGGCUCAAUAAGCACAGAUUGAAACGGCGGUUCGUUCCACUUGGCAUACUUAACAAAAACGCGUUCGAUCCACUUGAGCCACAAGGCGAUGUCUCAUAAUCGGUUGUGGUGCAUCGAUAGCAGGCCUAGGGCCUACAGGGCCUAUAGGGCCUAUAGGGCCUAGGGCUUCAGGACUCACCAAUUGCGUUGGUUGUUCGAAGCAUGCAUAUUGGCAAGUAAAUCAAAGGCAAAGGUUUAUGACGAUGGCCGAAAGCAAAUGGCAGCCAAAGCAAAGAAGACAAACUGACAAUCCGGGAUCAACUUCGGUGCUCUCACUUGAAGGCUCCAGUACAAAAGUUCCCAGGGAGGGCUUGGGGGACUUGGGUUGAGCACCUGCUACUAGAAGACUGUACUAGAAGAUCAUUGAGUCCUCGGGGCUGGCCCUCAUAGGCGGUGCUCCAAAAAUUAUCCAAAGCUGCCCUCAACCACUGGCCAUCAGUGGAAUGCACCCAGGAUCACAGCCCACUGAGUUUGGCCAGAUCCAGUAGGAAGCAUGCGAGCAAGCGCCCGCAACACUGCAUCAAUCCAUCCACUUCACAGCCUUUUCUAGCAGAGCAAAUUGAAGAUGGAUGCAUUCUAUGUGAUUUUGCCCAAACGCAUCUCUGAUGCUUGGGUUCUGGUGUAGCGAGGAAACAUCGUCGCAGGAGGGUGGACGCCGAAUACCUUGCGGAAGGCGCUUUGUUAGGAAUGUCGUAAUACCUUCCAGGGCGGUGGUCGCGAAGCCGUGGAAAGGCGCGCGGGCCGCAGAAUAUUUGGCGGAACGGGUGUUGGAGGAUGAUGGAAGGGUUUGAAAUGUUCUGGAUGUGGUAAUACCUUGCAGGAUGGCUCUGGGAGGUGGUCAAAGGCGUGCAGACCGCAAGGGAUGUUGUGGAGGAUGAUGGAAAGGGUUUGACGUGUACUUUGCGGCACGUGCCACGGAAGGUGGUCGUUGAACCUGCAGACAGACGCGAGACCGAGGUCGGGAGAGAGCGAGCGCGAACAUGCAGAGGUGGUAGAUGAUGCAGAGCUUCAAGGGCUUUUUCAGGACACACUUCAUCAAUAAUGCGAUUGUCCUGAAAGAACGGGCGCUCAAGAUGUGCUGAAUGGGCUCGAAACGUUGGUGGAAAUGGCCGCUACUGGGGAAUAGGUUGGGGCUGCUGGGAAGGGGCUGCCGCAGAGUGCAGUGGGUGUUGCAAAUAGUUGCCAGUCUUGUCGAACUUUAUCCGGCGCUUGACUGUGCCACACCUCUCUCUGCUCUGCCAAAGUAAGUGCACUGUGCACUCCGCUGCUUUUGGGUUCUCGGGCUCACUGCACUCGCUUUCCAACUUAGGAUGGCUCUAUGUUUUGCCACGCACUUGCGAAGCAUUUGCGGAUUGGAGCUGAAGCAUAUGUGGCGAACCACCACAACCCCGACAAGUGCGAGGCACUGCCUGAUCCUUUUGGAGAAGGCUCUAGGCGUCAGGUUCUGUUUGAUUUCUCGGACAGCCUGCCUAGCCAAGCGAAGAAGAGCCAAUGUGAGAUCAGCGAUUGGAAAAAACUUUGCAGUGUACUUGAAACUCUUCAGAAGGCAACUCUGGGAUUUCUUCGAACAGCCACACGACUGGGCUUGAGAGUUGAAAGACUGGAGGAGCUGGCAGUGGUGAUAGCCCCUGUAUUAAAACUGUGAUAAUACAGGAUCGAUUGGACCGAGAAUUUCAUGGAAUUGUUUUUACUUGUAGGACUCUAAAGGCUUUGCCAUCGGAAGCUUGCGUACAAACACAAGGAGGUCGGCCUUCCAAGAAGAGGCUUUCCAUCCUUUGAACGGCAAUGCUGAUGCACCUUGGACCCAAACAGCAGUGAGUGCAAGUGUGGAGCCGCCGCCGAUUCGCAAACUUUAUUGGCAGGCAAUUUGCACGAUGGUCCGGGGUGCAAAGUUCCAUCAACCCGACCUCAGUCCUAUGGAGCAACGCAGCAGCAAGCCCCUUCCCGGAGUGCAGAAGAAAUAGGUUUGGAUUGUAUCGUGGAAUAACGUGUUUUGCAAGCCUCGAUGUAAGAUAGUUCGUUAUGCGGAUGUGCGUGUUGCAUAGGUUCAUUAUUUGCACAGAUUCAAGCGCCCAUGUUUGCACCCCAAAUUGAUCGAUAUAUGCCAA
Durusdinium trenchii is the source of this 3434-nucleotide messenger RNA. NCBI's taxonomy places the organism in Eukaryota, Dinophyceae, Suessiales, Symbiodiniaceae. The record is from the annotation of a GenBank genome assembly.